UUCUUUUAUUUCCCGUCUCACCCUAUAUUCUCGAUCUAUUUUCCGUGUCCGAUUUCCGAAUCCGAUACGGGUUGUCUCUUCUCACUUUCACUCACUCGCCUCUCUCUCUCAAAUUCUCGGCAAUAAAUAAUCGAAGUGGUUUCGUUUCAACGUUCUUUCUCUCGCCCAUAAUUGUUAAUUUCUACAAUCCCCAACCAUCGAUCGGGCUGUGAUCGGUUCUGAUUCUGCAUGCGCGACCACCGGACCCGCGGGGCCCACUACCACCGCCAACAGAGAAUCUAUGAGCGGUGGCGAUCUUGGGGUUUCGCUGAUUUCCUUUUCUGGAUGUGAAUUGGGUGCAGGGUAAAUGCGUGACACCGGGUAUUAUUUAGGGUUUCGCGGCCUGGUUCUUCUGUUCGCGUGCGUGGUCGCCCCGGUGAUCGGCUUCCUAAUCCGGCGUAAAUGGCGGCUCGCCGUGACGAGGAACGAGGAGAUCAAGCGGCUCUUGGCGCUCGCCGCCGAGGAGGCCGCUAGAGCCGAGCUCGAGGCGUCGGCUGGGUAUAGUGCCUCCAGUGCCUCUUCUGCGGUUCCGAUUUCAACGACUUAUCAUCAGUGCGCCGUGUGUUAUUCCCCUACCACCACCCGCUGUUCCCGAUGCAAGGCCGUCCGAUACUGUUCCGGAAAAUGCCAGAUAAUCCACUGGAGACAAGGUCACAGGGAGGACUGUCAUCCUGCUAGUAACACUCAUCGGAUUAGUGAUGUGGGAAGCAAGUUGACAGAGCGAGACAACCAUGAAAGCAAUGAUGACAGUUUUGAGACUGAAGGAAGGCGGCAUGCAUAUCCAAUCAAAACGUUUCCUGGAGAACCUGCAUUGUCCAAGUCUGGCCAUUCUCCUGAGUCUCCAUGUGAGAAGGCUGCUGAUAUUAAAGACGAGUUUCUUCAAGAUAACGAAGGGACUAAUUCUUCUUCGGAAUCAUCUGGUACUCCAUUCUCUGGAUUUUCUGCUUCCACUGCUAGUGGCGGAGUAUCUGAUGAUGUUUCUGUGAGUGAGAGUAUGAGUUCAAAUGACUCUGGGGGAUCAGAUGUACAUCUGUUUGAUAAUCCCCUUGACAUGCUUGAGACUAGUUUCAAUGUUAAGAACAUGAAUCAAGGGAAGCCAUUAUUGCCAAAAUUUGCUAGUUUAGUCGAUUCUGUAGAUCAUCUUGCUAAAUCAAGUAAACGUAAUCCGACUAAACCUGAUUGUAGUGAUGUUGUGGGUCAGUGUGCAUCAACUAGUUCUUCAGGUUUGGGCAUUAGUCACUUGCAUGUGGAUUCGAUUGCUGAGCCCUGUAUAUUGUCUUCUGGUUUCUCGGGGUCAGCUCCUGACUCCAUUGGGUCCACAAGUGAUGCCCCCAGUAAUUCUGCACUGUCCAAUUCUAAUGGAGCUUAUAACAGAAAAUUUUCUGAUUCUGGUUCUGUCUUACAUUUCUCAUUCAACCUUUCUGAAAGUACUCCUUUGCAUGCACAAGGUGCCAAGGUAAGAGGCAUAAUAUUAGAUGAUGCUCUUCCAGGUUCUUCGAAGAUCACUAAGCCGGUUGGUGGAGCAGUUUUAUCAGAAAAUAUUAGUGUUGGUGCUCCAAAGGUCAAGAAAUCUGCACGCUUGAACCAUGACGGCUCUCGUUGUACUGAUAAUGGCACUAGUGAUUCACAUAUGUUGAAACCCAGAGAAGUUAAAUCUAUGGCAUCUUCCUCUUCAUAUGCUCAUCUAUCUACAAGCACUCUGCGGGAUUCAAUAAGUACAGAUGCUCCCAAUGUCAGUAAACUGCCAUCGUCAAGCUCUGGAGGUUCAAAGCACGUUGCUAAUGACCUGGGGAGUACUUCACAUCAUUUGAAGUCUAGAGAAGUCAGAUGUUUAUCAUCUUGUUCUUCCGAUGCUUGCUUAUCUUCAAGUGCUGAUGGGCAUUCGGUUCCUGUGGUUAAAUUUGGAAAGGUUGAUGGCAUUCAGGCUAUUGCUGCUCUAUCCUCUCAGGAUACUAGUUGUCCAAAUGCUAGGAAUGGCUUGAGAACAUCUGUACGGAAGGUUGUUGAUCAGUUCAGAGGAUCUAAAUUGUCAAAACACUACCCUUUAGGUGAUGGGUGUGAGGUUGCUGGAAGAUACACCGACAAGGGGCUAUUUCCAUAUGAAGUGUUUGUCAAGCUCUACAAUUGGAACAAGGUGGAAUUGCGCCCUUGUGGUCUUAUUAACAGUGGGAACAGCUGCUAUGCUAAUGCUGUGCUCCAGUGCUUGGCAUUUACUCCUCCUUUGAAUUCUUAUUUUCUUCAAGGCAUUCAUUCAAGAGCCUGUGUAAAUAAAGAAGCGUGUUUCAUCUGUGAGUUUGAAAGUUUAAUAUUGAAGGCAAAGGAAGAGAAAUCUCCACUCUCUCCUAUUGGGAUACUUUCACAACUAAAAAAUGUUGGAGGUCAGCUUGGUAAUGGGAGAGAAGAGGAUGCCCAUGAGUUCCUGAGGUAUGCCAUUGAUACAAUGCAAUCUGUUUGCCUUAAGGAAGCUGGCAUACCUGCAUCUGGCUCUUUGGAAGAAGACACCACUCUAAUAGGCCUUACAUUUGGAGGCUACCUCCGUUCAAAGAUUAAGUGCACAAAGUGCCAUGGAAAGUCUGAGCGGCAGGAAAGGAUGAUGGAUCUUACUGUUGAGAUAGAAGGAGAUAUAGGAACCCUGGAAGAGGCUCUUCAUCAAUAUACGCGUACUGAGAUUUUGGAUGGUGAAAACAAAUACCAAUGUAGCAGAUGCCAAUCUUAUGAGAGGGCCAAAAAGAAACUGACAGUAAUGGAGGCUCCGAAUAUCCUUACAAUAGCACUUAAGCGAUUUCAGUCUGGUAAAUUUGGGAAGCUCAAUAAGCCAAUUCAGUUUCCAGAGAUCCUGGACUUGGCGCCAUUUACUAGUGGGACAAGUGAUAAAUCGCCUAUAUAUAAGCUUUAUGGAGUGGUGGUCCACCUGGACAUCAUGAAUGCAUCGUUUUCUGGUCAUUAUGUAUGCUAUGUUAAGAAUAACCAAAACAAGUGGUUCAAGAUUGAUGACAGCACUGUGACUGUUGUGGAACGUGAAAGGGUCUUGACAAAAGGGGCAUACAUGCUUCUUUAUGCCCGGUGCUCACCAAGGGCUCCACGGUUGAUAAGGAACAGAAUUAUUUCUUCCGACUCCAAGAAUAAAGCCAUUCCUUCCUGGAUAAAUGGGAAGAAUACUGCAUCCAAAUUAAGGUCUGCCUCUGCACGUUCCAGUGCUGCGGCUGCUGCCCCCAAUUUACCGCAGUCAAUUUCAACGGACAGUUCUGCCAGCUUUGAAUCCUUUUAUUCAAGAUACCCCCAGCUGCAAAAAAUACUAGAAGAGGACUCAUCAAGUGACAAUUCUUCCCUUAUUAGCAACAACUCCGAUGAAGGUUCCUGCAGCACAGAUAGCACCCGCGACUCUACCAGCACCGACGACUUGUCUGACUUCAUAUUUGGCGAUUCAGGACGUUGUUGGAACAUUAAUUCAGGGAAUCCUUCUGAUUCUGAUACUUCCUCUUCCUCCUCUUCUUCUCCUUUGUGCUCGAGGCAUUCACCCCUUUCUAAUUCGGAGCAGCAAGCUUCGGGUUUACCCGAAACAAGUGGAUCUCGAACAGAGGGAAGUGUUCCUUUUUGGCUUUCUGACACUAGACAAAGUAGAAAGUUAGUUACUAGUAGUAGUUACAGGGAGACUGACUCAGAGAGAUUAGGAUCUAACCUCUUCCACGAUGUUAACUCUGGCAUAUUUAGAAAAUCAUUGAGGGAAAGAAGAGAUUAUUAAACAUUUGGUUAUAAUACAUUUGGUAAAUAACAGUUUAGAGGGGCCUGCGUGUAAUAUACCCUUGUAAGUUUCUUUAUAUAAAUGAAUCAGCCAUAAAUCAUUUUUGUCA
Messenger RNA from Corylus avellana, 3890 nucleotides. It is a transcript of the gene UBP16, whose product is annotated as ubiquitin-specific protease 16. Lineage: Eukaryota; Viridiplantae; Streptophyta; Magnoliopsida; Fagales; Betulaceae. Gene Ontology annotation, molecular function: cysteine-type deubiquitinase activity. The record is from RefSeq and is a predicted model, not a curated record. Gene Ontology annotation, biological process: protein deubiquitination. Gene Ontology annotation, cellular component: cytosol; nucleus.